Sphaerodactylus townsendi is the source of this 1575-nucleotide messenger RNA. RefSeq names its product protein brambleberry-like. NCBI's taxonomy places the organism in Eukaryota, Metazoa, Chordata, Lepidosauria, Squamata, Sphaerodactylidae. The transcript is spliced from 9 exons. The coding region runs from base 28 to 1575 and encodes 515 amino acids. The record is from RefSeq and is a predicted model, not a curated record.
GAGGAUUCGCAGCGCUUUGGUUGAGGGAUGUGGCGCGGGACUUCCGAAGCGCAGCAGGCAGGACACUCUCUGAAAAUGCUCCUUCGCUGGGCCGGCUUCCUUCUCCUGCUUCUGAUCUCUGAGCCGUCUGCUGGUUUUUUCAGCUGGAUGAUCCGAAGAGCAACCCCAGAGAAUCACCCGGUUGCCCCAACAGCUGCUCCAGAUCCAAGAGAGCACCCGCCUGUUCCUUUCGAGAUGACUACAGGGGAUGAGCGGUUCUUAGCGGAGACUCGACAUUUGGAUCUGACGCCCCUGGACUCCUGUCACUACCAGGUUAUUUCACAGCUUCGGGCGUCUUGCACGGACCUGUCGGAGGAGGAGCUGGCCAAACUGGGCGUGUCCCUGUUCAACUGCCAGGCCGGCGUUGAAGGCCGCCGGACUUACCUGUGCACACAGGGCAUGACUUUGGCCGAAUGCACGGCAGAGAUGGACCCAGACACCUGGAACGCCUACCACAUUGUGAGCAACCGAGCCAGAGCCGUCUGCUACACAACCCGCCAGAUGCAGUUCAAACGCCAGACAGAGCAUACGGUUAACUCCCUGGUCUCCACUGCAGUCAGCCAACUAGAAGCGAUGAAAAUACUCAAGAACGGCCAGGAGGAGCUGAAGGUUCUGACGUCCGAGUCCCUCCAGAACGUGGUGAGCAGCCAGCAGGAGCUGCUGCUCCAGCAGGCCAAGCUUCAAGGCAGCCAAGACCAGAUGGAAGAGGCCAUCCACGGCAACCUGGGCCAGUUGGCUCAGGAGAAGGCGCUGAUUGCCAGCGGGCACCAGCAGGUGGCGCAGCUGAUCGAGGGCAUUACCAAGAGAAUGGAAAAUGUCAGCCAGCAUCUGGACAACCAAGAUGUGGAUCUGCAAGAAGGGCACAGAGCCAUCCUGAAGGACUUGACCCAAGUCCAAGAGCGUGCGCAGGAGGUCUACUCCAAACUAGAGACCAAUUUGGACCUGUUCUUGGCCUAUCAGAACCAAACGGCUUUGUACUAUGAGGAGCUGAUGGGGAAGCUGCAGAAGAUGAACCAAAGCUUGGGGCUGGUCCUGUUCGCCAUGGACCGGAUGCAGAGCAGCGUGGAAGGGCGGCUUCAGCACCUCCAGAGGUUCAUCAAUUGGGCAGGGUUCAGCCUCAGCUCCAUCUAUACCUGCGUCUUACAUGGCAGCUACUUCUUGCUGGCCGCGCUCAUCAUGACCUUCCUGCAGAUCCCCGGCCUCCCGCGGGCCGUGCUCCUCGUCCUGGUGGUGGCCAACGCCCUCUCGGAACUCAACCACGCGGCCUCCUUGGGAUUCAGGUCGCUCACUAGCCUGUUAGUGCUGGCAGUUACAGGUGAUAUUCGGAGAUGUGGUCCCAUGGAUCCGAGGAUCCCAGGCCACCUGGGUUUUAAAGGUGUACACCAAGACCUGAUCUGGAACACAACUGGCAGCCAAUGCCGUUGGCCAAGCGUUGGGGAUAUGGGCAAUCGUGCUGGGGUCUCGCUGAGGACCCUCUCUGCUAUAUUCAGGACCAGCGGUGAUUUCCGGAGCAACUACAAGGGAAGCCCAGUGUAG